Messenger RNA from Erigeron canadensis, 826 nucleotides. Its product is annotated as biogenesis of lysosome-related organelles complex 1 subunit 2. The transcript has 3 exons. The record is from RefSeq and is a predicted model, not a curated record. NCBI's taxonomy places the organism in Eukaryota, Viridiplantae, Streptophyta, Magnoliopsida, Asterales, Asteraceae. The coding region runs from base 140 to 514 and encodes 124 amino acids.
AAUACAUAAUUGUCAUAGAAAAAGAGUUUCCUUCAAACUGUUAAGAGUGUUGAACAAUCGACACAACAACAUCUACUUUGGGUUUCCUGGAAAAAUCUAUCAAUUCAAAGGAGGACUUAAAGUUAGUUUCUUUACAUAUAUGUCUGAAAAUAUGGAAAGCCCACCUAAGCAUGAUGAACUUGCUAAUGCUCUUAACGAUCUCUUUACUAACGUUUCCGCGAUGAUUAAAGGCGAUCUUCAGGGUACGAACAAUGUCCUUAAAUUGUUGGAAAACAUGAAUCUUAAAGUUGCGGAAGAGUAUAAUGGCUUUGGUGAUGUUGCCUCCGGUUUGAGGGUUUUUGUCGAAAGAUUAAAGACCAAAAGCGAGAAUUUUGAUGAGUAUGCUCACCAAAUUGAUAAUAUAGAACAGCAAGUGACUGAUCUAGAAGUUGCAAUUUCUAUGCUCGAUAAAUAUGUUUCUUUGCUUGAAUCAAAAGUUCAGUCUGUUUACCGCAUGCCAACUUCAUCAUCCUAAUUUGCACAUGGGUUUUGAAGAGCUUGAUCAUGUCAAUAACGGUAAGCAGAUUCGUGUCUAUGGCUCUGCUGCUUCCAAGUGUUCUUCUCCAUAGUCUGCAACCAAGACUACAUACACUUGGAGUUGGAUCAUCAUUAGAAUUUAAGAGCAAUGUCGUCAUUUUUUCCCUAGACACAUAUAGUUGUAUAUCUCUUGUUUUCAUAUAUUAACUUGAUCAAUUUAGACUUGUCUAUGAACAAACAAACUUUGCAGAACCGUUUCACCUCAUUGAUCGUGGUGAAGUCAAAUAAUGACAACAUGAGAUUCGAAUCA